CGCUGAGGGGCGGGCGGGCGCUGCCGCCCCCGAGAUGGCGGGGAGUGCCAGGGGGGAUCGUGAGGGGCGAAGCGGGCUGGGGUCAGCCGGCAGCCCCCUGCCCGACGGAGCUGCCUUCACCCGCUGCUGCUCCAGGCCCUGCCUACGUGGUAGUGCCGGAGCGUUCCGCAGGGUGUUUGGGGAUUUCUUCGGCUUUGAUGGGUGACUGUGCUGUCAGUCGUGGUUGCUGCGAGUCGUAACUCAAUUAGAUUGCAGGGUUUUUGGAAGGAAUAGAGUUUCACAGCAUCGGGCAAGUAUCCUAUGCCUUCCUCUAGUUAAUGUCUGCUGUCCAUACAUGGCUUUUGGUACUAGAUACCACCAUGCACCCUGCACAAGCGCUCCCCUGCUCUUCCCGAGGUCUUUCACUGAAAUCAGGAGGAGAAAUUACUGGAUAGCUCUUCAGUUAUUGAUGGCUUCGACUCCAAAGAGAGUGCGACCCCAGUGAAGUGGGCUCUCUGAUGGGCUGGCUGAGGAGGUUGCUUUAGGUGUUUGGAUUAUUCGGCUUAGCAUUACUGCCGAUGCACUUAGAGUAACUUGUCAAGUGCACGAGACUAGUUCACAAGAUAGUUUGGACAGCAGCUGUGUUUGUAGCUCGGUUUAAACCCUGCCCAGUGUCAAUUUGAGGACACCUCCAGAGGGCUGCAGGAUGCUGGCCUGUUGUACCUAAUCACUUCCAAGAUGGUAAUCAAGGCUUAAGGGAGGGACCAAUACUCCUAACCCUUUUUUUCUAUGAGGUGUAGCAAUUCUUGGUGUACCUCUUACUGACAGGUGAAGAAGUGACUGGCGUACUUACAGACACACACACGAACCAGAGGUUGUAGGGUGAAUGCAUCUAAAUAAAUUUACUUCUCUUGUGGUGUUUAUUCCCCUUCAUAAUAAUCAGUGCAUUGGUAGAAUAAAGAACUGUCCCAUCUUUUCAUGAGAUUUAGUGGUUUUAAUCUCUAGUUCAAAUGGGAUAAUUUCUAUUAGAGUAGAACACCAAAUGCUCGCUGUAUUCUGUGUCUUUUCUGCACGUACCUUUACUCAUGCAUGUGCAAUGGAGGAAAAAAAAAAAAGCUUGAAUAUAAUCUCUCUGAUAGUGAGAGAAAGCAGCAGAACAGUGAAGUGGUGUGAUGCUGUCAAGGCCUGUUUUUGCAGUGUUUUACCCAAUGUUUAUACCUCCAGGAAGGCCUGGUAUACCAUUUGGGGCUGUGCCGGCUCUGUACCCCACUGUUGAUUAGCAGCAUUCAAGAACCAGGCCUCUUCUAACCCAAGAAUUAAGAGUGUCAAAGUCUUAUCAGAAGUCUAGACCAAGCUUUCAGUUUAACAAAUUAAUCUUGCUGAGUGAGAUAAUAGAGUGGAUUAAUUCCUCUUAACACCUCUCUAUAAACCACUUACCUUCACCCAUAGUAGAGAUACAACUUACUGCUAAGAUUAGAUUAAAUACUGUAGCAGCCACUGAGAUUCAGCAUCGUGUUUGUUUGGUAGUGUUUCCUUUGUUAAUCUCUUUUUCUUGGUGGAAACUAUAUUUUUGGAUGGUUAUUAAUGUGAAUAACAGCCCAACCUAGUGUUUUCUUUUCAGAUAUGUCUGGUUUGUUAUCUUGAACCAAAACAAAGCAAUUUUAAGUUCCCAGUACACCGAUGGGAAAAAUGCUUAUUAUUAUGGGUCUAAUAAUACUUUGCAGGUCACUUUGACAGAAGUUGAACUAAAUGAUCUUGCAUUUUAUUAAAUAUUUCCAAAAUAUUAGGUUCUCAGAGUGGUAUUUCAUUCUGGAUAACUGUAGAACAAUCUGAAUACUGGUAUAAUUUAUCCCCUCCAGCAGGAAUGAACAAAUCCACGUGAUGGGAUAUCUGUGCCUCUUUAGGAGAUGUAUAAGAAAAUCAUAGAUCUAUAAUGGUCCACUCUUUCUCCUUAUGUUUGCAGGCAGAAGUCAUCAGUCAGCUUUUUGACUCGACCAGAUCGACCAAAUCUAGCUUACCAUAGACUAAAAGGCAGGAAUCCAGGGGUUAUUUUCCUUCCAGGCUUUAAUUCCAAUAUGAAUGGUCAGAAAGCAACUGCCCUUGAGGAUUUCUGCAGCUCUCUAGGUCAUGCCUUCGUCAGAUUUGAUUAUACAGGAUGUGGAAGUUCAAGUGGUAACUUUGAGGAGUGUACAAUUGGGAAGUGGAGAAAAGAUGUUCUGUCUAUACUGGAUGAACUUACAGAUGGACCACAGAUUCUGGUGGGCUCCAGCUUAGGUGGAUGGCUGAUGCUUCAUGCCGCGAUAGCACGCCCAGAUAAAGUAGCUGCUCUAGUUGGAGUAGCUGUAGCAGCAGACUUUGUUGUAACAACCUUUAAGAGGCUUCCCAUUGAGACACAAAAAGAAAUAGAAGAAAAAGGUGAAUGGAAGUUUCCAACAAAGUAUAAUGAGGAAGGAUAUUAUUCCGUGACAUACGACUUCAUUAAGGAAGCAGAAAAUCACUGUUUGUUGUGUAGUCCCAUUCCUAUAACGUGUCCUGUCCGGCUCAUUCACGGCAUGAAGGAUAGUGAUGUCCCCUGGCAGAUCUCUAUGCAAGUUGCUGAUCGCAUCCUGAGCAAAGAUGUGGAUGUCAUCCUCCGCAAAACUGGCCAGCAUCGAAUGAGUGAGAAGGAAGAUACCAAACUUCUUGUGAAUACCGUUGAUGAUUUAAUCGACAAGUUGUCAACACUAGUAUAAGCUGCAGAGUAGCAUAAAGACACAAACUCUACGCCUGACUCUUUUCCAUGAGUACCAGAAAACCCUGUUCGUAACGAGAUGAUGCUAGGGCUGUGACAAUCACAGUAGGAACUGAGCUUUACCUGCUGUUUCCUUACCUCUGUUAUGUAAAUACAGGUGUUUUAUUAAUGCUGCUUUUGCACAGAUAGUCCAAAGUGUGAGGAAGUGCUGCUGUUGGGUUCGGAACCUCUACUUUACCACUGAAACCUUUUUUCACAGAUUUCCUACCCUUUUGUACUGAAACGUUCGUUUGUUUUUUGUUACUAUUGGUCUGUACAGUACAGCUUCGGUUUCCCAUGCCUGAUGCCUUCUCACGAAUGUCCUUUUGCUGUAACUUCCUUGUGUUUUGUCUGAAACCAUCUGUGCAAGGCAAAACACAAGUGUCUGCUAAAGUUAUUGUUAGUAGAAAUAGCAAACAACAUGAAGCAUAGCAAACAGAUUUCCAAUAAAUGAUUAUACUGUUCUUAAAUAGUGUUAAAAUUGUAAAAGGCACACCCUGAUUGUGUUUUGGGGGUACUACAUAAGGAAUAAAUUAAUUUUGGAUUACUUUAGAGUUGGAUUAAGACUAAAUUUUACGAAGAUGAAUGUCCACGCUCCUCUUAUGGGGUUGCCUGCAUAGACAGGAAUCCCAUUGUUAGUGUUUUAAGAGCCUGAGAACACAGGGCCUCAAAGUACAGGUAGAACUCUCUUAAAUAUGCUCAUCGGUAGUGUUUAUGUCCUCUUCGGCAGGAUUUUUGUAACACUUAAUUUGUGGGACUAAUACUGAAGGAAUAAUAUGUUCUCUUGGUGUAAAGUCAAGUGAAAUUGGAUCACUAUAAUGAGUCAUUUACUCCUUCAGUAGCUUCUCGAAAGUGGGUUGUACAGGACGGUAGAUCAUCACUGCCUCUUUUCUAUGACCUGAGCACUGAAAGUUGUUAGGAACAGUGUCUUCCUGAGUUGAAAGUUUGCGGAGCACAAUUGCAAGCCUGAGCAUCUUGCAGCUGAAACUUGAUAGCUGGAUAACUCUUUUACCAUAAAUCACUUUGGAUUACAUAGUAUACAAAUUGAAUUGCAAAUGUGAUGAUUAGCUGUUUUUGUCCAAAAAUACGGUGUCACUCAUACCUUAGGAAGAGCGAGUGAGGAGCUUACGUAGAUGAGAGACUGGAAUUAGUUCAGGCUGGCCUUUAGGUGAAACAUCAGUCAGAAGUAUUUAGUAGUUUCUGGCUUUGCUAUUUCAAGUAGGAAGUGAUGGCACUAUUGCUACUUUAUAAGACUAUGGCUCCCACGGGCAAGGUAUUUCUACAGGGUUUGUAUUUUUCAGAAGUACACUGUAUAGAGCAUUUGAUGGGGUACUGUUUUUUUUUUUGUUUUUUUUUUUUUUUUUUAAAAAAGAUAAAAACUGAAUUUCAGAUGACUUCCUAUGACAGUUUUAUUUAGGCUUCAACACUGAAAAGAAAAACAAAAAAAAAAAAAAAGAAGGAGCUGUGAUGUUAAUAAUGAUAAUAAUAAUUCCAGUGUAACAAUUCCCUAACUUAGGUUAUCUAGCUCAGGUUACUUGACUGAGGAAUUAUAACGUUCCAUGAAAUUUUGUUUCCAAGUAUUUCUGUUUCUGAGGGGACUAGACCUUUUUUUCUGCCUGUAUGAAUAUGCAGUUCACAACUUUCUUAAACUUUGAAGCUUUAAAACCUCUUGAAGAAAUUAUUUAGAAAAAAAAUUAUAACUUAAGCAAAUUGGUCAUCCGCUUCCAUUCCUGAAGAUUGAGCUGUAUUUAUAUGUAGUCAUUCAACUGUUGCUUAUAAUAAAAUCUGAGAAGUAGAUUUUUGUGAGUUUUAAAAGACACAGGUAAAUCAGAAUUAGUUUAUUUCAAAAUUUUCUGCUCAUAGCUUACCUAUGACAUUUUUUUAAACUAAUUUCUGUCACAUCUCUUAGAUGUCUCUUUAGGGAAGAAAAAGUUGAAAAAAGUGGGAUGCGGUAAUUCAGGAAUAAUUGCUAUCAAUUAAGGCCUAAAGUUACCAGUUGUGAUAGAUGUAUUUUUGUUCAUAUUUAUUUUUAAAAAACUUAGUAACUGAAAAGUUUUGAGCCUUUUUUUUUUUUUCUGAAUUGGGUCUUAUACCUAUAAAUGUUCAAUUUAACGAUAGUAGUUCAGGCAGGGAAAAGUCUUUAUAUGUCUGCAUAAUUUGGCAUUAUGUAACUUUCUUGAAAUAAUUGCAUUGUAAUCUUUCAAAGCUUCACUUUAGCAUUUAUUAAAUAAUUCAUAUUUCAUGGGUGGGGCCUUUCUGUUGGCAGUGCCUUAGAGCAAGAUAGCUGAAAACGAAGUGGAGCAGUUGUGUGAGGGGUUUGGAGUUGUAUUUUUUUUUCUUUUUGUUGUUGUUGUUCUGCUGUAACAGCAUUUAGGUUGGGAAAAGCAGCCUAACUGGGUUGACCCAAUUGUUGAGGAUACAAAACUAAAGCAUCAGUUGCUUAAACCUCAGCAUUACCAAAGCUUAAUCAUAGGCUGCUUGGUUUGGUUUUGUUGUGCUAGUUGUAUUGUAGAUCUCUGUUUUCCUUACUUUUCUGCUUGCUAAAUGGAGAUGAGUGAUAACAUUUACAUUACAGUUACAGACAAAAUUUGCUACGUCCAGCAUAAAUGCGAAGGCUGAUUAUACUUUCUUAAUUACGACAGUAUUUGAGGUGGUAUAUUGAGAUUGAGUGAGUGCUAGUGCCCUUCUUUGUGCUCACCACUUAAUAAAUUCAGUAUCUGAUCCAAAUGCUGGCAGUUUCCAAUGUGAACAUGAGGAAAAUGGCUGUGCCUGCAACCAGAAGUACCACUAGAACUACUAGGCAAAUUGACAGGAAGAAGUACGUCUACAUAAGGUCUGCCUCGAAGCCACCUCUUCAUAUUUACAAAGUAUUGGUACUUGAGUUGCAGGCACAGCAUUUUCCUCGUGUUCGUGCUGGAAACUGCCAGCAUUUUGGUCACUGCCAACUUACUGUGCUCAAAUGCCUGUAAGAAGGGAUAGAUGAUAACCGGUGUGCUCCAACACGUUCUCUGUUUCUGUGCUGAUGUUGCAAAAGCUAAUUGCAAUAACAGACAGUCUGAAGAAAACUGAUGUUAUGGCACACCUUUCUUGCUAUAGCACUCCUGAAACCACAGGGUUUCACAUCCUACUCGUGACCAGCUCUUGACCUAUCAGGAAGUCUUAACAGUCUUGGGUAAAGUAAUAUUCACAGGUUAGGGUGUUGUUCUGAUCCUGUUUGGUACUAUGUUUGUCACCCGAGUUACUGCCUGUGGCAACUCCUUCAUUUUUGCCGUUAGAUGCCUGCAUAGUGAAUUCUUUUCAAUGAUAGUCAUGUUUAAAAAUAAGUAUGUCUCUCUUUUGUGGAAAUACUGUAUUAAACUUGGGUGUUACAUAUUUGGAAAGUUUUGCAUAGUGCAAAUUAUUAGAAGCCUUUGAAAUGAAUUAUGCUCUGGGUUUAUUGGUUUUAUUUUUAAUGGACAUCUGAUUUGCUGCCACAUACAAAGUAUAUUUUAUGAAUAUGUAACAUGCAUUUCCUCAGCAAUAAUCUGUGUUUGCAUAGAAUGAUCGGAGUCCUUCAUGCUUUCAAAUUUCCCAAUAUAAGUAAUUCUACCUUGUGGU
This is a messenger RNA of Cygnus olor (mute swan), 6346 nucleotides long. It is a transcript of the gene ABHD10, whose product is annotated as abhydrolase domain containing 10, depalmitoylase. Gene Ontology annotation, molecular function: serine-type peptidase activity; palmitoyl-(protein) hydrolase activity; hydrolase activity, hydrolyzing O-glycosyl compounds. NCBI's taxonomy places the organism in Eukaryota, Metazoa, Chordata, Aves, Anseriformes, Anatidae. Gene Ontology annotation, biological process: protein depalmitoylation; proteolysis. The record is from RefSeq and is a predicted model, not a curated record. The transcript is spliced from 5 exons. Bases 2055 to 2711 code for a protein of 218 amino acids. Gene Ontology annotation, cellular component: mitochondrion.